CCUUUUUUCCGAGUCAUCUAAGCUCCUUGGUAGCUGCAUCUUGAAUGUUCAGCGCAAGCCAUCCAGUGUUUUGUCUCGUGCAGUAAGAAGGCCAUUUUUAGAUAAUAUUGUUGUAACCGGGAACUAAUGGUUUGUCUUAUUUCGAGUACAUCCAGAUUUUAAUUAUACAUUCUUCACGAAUGGAAGGAAAUAUUCAAUGGAAGAGCAGACGUUUUUAUGGCAUAAUACUGGUAGUGCUUGGCCUUUUCGGUUUGAGCAUGGUAUGUGACGCUGGUUCCAUGGAAGAGGAUCGCGCAGCACCGCGUGCCGGCAUGCGCCGCUCGUUGUCUAAUUACUACAGCAGCAACAGCACAAAAUCCCUUCCCAAGACCUGUCCUACGUGUGCGACCUGCCCACCGCCGUGUCCGGCGGCGCAGGCAACCGUAUCCUCGACGUCAACCUGCUCCGAUAAUCCCUGCUAUUUUCCUUCCUUGCCUUUUGCGUGCUCGGCAGAACAAUGCGCUGAUUUCUUGGCGAAAACUGCCGAAUACGGAAAGGCAGUGAUUGUCAAUCUGCCCGAAGAGCUGUGCGUCACCACAUGCCAACUGCAAAAUACUAAGGACUAUCCCAAUGCCAUGCUUUAUACAUUUGGUGCUUGCACACGGUAUGAAAGUCUGGAUGUCGGCAUUUACAACAACGAUCCGGAGCCCAAAAUUGUGUCCACACUGAAAUGCGGAGAUAACAAGUGUUUUUAUGCUCAGGCUUACUAUUUGUUCUAUGGUCACACCGAAUGCGGUUGCUGUGAACCCGUCAUCUACACCCAGGACACCGUGCUGCAGUGCACAUUAACGCUGACGAAUAGUCAGCAAAAUAACGAGCUGUAUGCCACAGCGCAGUUUCGGCUAAAAAUCCAGUACGUUGACCAGAGCGAGUGUGGUCCAACGACAACCACAGAGUGACCGCAGUCAAUAUUCCGUCAACAAACCCAGCGCCAAGUUGAUUCACUGUCAUAAAUACCGCACAUCCUUCGCCUGGCUCGGGCUAUUUGCAUCGUUCCAACUACCGAUGCUUGAAUCGGCGAACACACAAUAAAUUUCUGCAGUUUUCUUUUAUCCACACUUGCCAGUACCAAUUCUGUUAACCGGUAACAACGAGCAAAACGUAAGCGGAUAUUUUAAAUUAUUUAUGCACAUUCCAACCGGCCCGAGAUUUAUUAUUUUUUGAAGCGCACUCGUCCGACAGUUAAAGAAACGAAGGUGUGCGAAGCUGCAACUGAGCAAAUUGUACAGUGGCUAUUUUUAAUUUUCGUGGUAAUGAACGCGUUAAGUACUCGUAGUCAUUAGCUUAGCUUAUUGGAGUGUAUUUA
Paramacrobiotus metropolitanus is the source of this 1345-nucleotide messenger RNA. RefSeq lists its product as uncharacterized. The coding region runs from base 180 to 938 and encodes 252 amino acids. The transcript is spliced from 5 exons. The record is from RefSeq and is a predicted model, not a curated record. NCBI's taxonomy places the organism in Eukaryota, Metazoa, Tardigrada, Eutardigrada, Parachela, Macrobiotidae.